UCACACUUCUGCUCUUCGUCGUCUUCGUCGUCUUCGUCGUCGUCUUCACAAACGUCACAGACAAAGUUGUGUGAUGAGAGCGGCGCGCUGGCUCCCCCUGGUGGUGGUCGUCGUUCCUCUGCUCUCAGCGUCGCGGCGGUGUCCUCGUCGCUGGCUGCUCUUCGCCGACGACAGAUGUGCGGCGCCGUUUCCGGUCUGGGCCUCGUGGAGCGACGCCGAGCUCCUCUGCUCUCAGUCCGACUCGCACCUCGUCUCGCUCCGUUCCCGUGACGACGUGGAAUUUGUCGGUAAAAUGGCGGCUAAACUUGGCGUUCCCGUUUGGACCGGAGGAUACUCUGUCCCUCAGAGUGAAUCGUGGUCCUGGAGCGACGGGUCUUAUUUCAGUUUAAACGUUUGCACCAAUCAGAUGAAAAACCACAGCGAGUGUCUGGAGGCAGAAGGUGGUGAGGUGAGGAGCGCCCCCUGUGGUGAGAUGCGGUUCUACAUCUGCUCCAGACACACGAGUUUGGAGGACGAUGAAGAGGCCGGAGCGUCUCCAGACUUUUCCGCUGGGAGCUGGGUUCACAAACAUUUUGAAAUGUUGCAAGCAUGA
Boleophthalmus pectinirostris (great blue-spotted mudskipper) is the source of this 592-nucleotide messenger RNA. Its product is annotated as oxidized low-density lipoprotein receptor 1-like. The record is from RefSeq and is a predicted model, not a curated record. The transcript is spliced from 8 exons. The coding region runs from base 74 to 592 and encodes 172 amino acids. NCBI's taxonomy places the organism in Eukaryota, Metazoa, Chordata, Actinopteri, Gobiiformes, Gobiidae.